CCUUUAUAAUCAUCCCCACCCCCAAUCAACACCACCAUGCCAUCCACCCUCCUCAAACAAACCACCAUAUUCUCUAUCCACCACCACCACCGGCGUCAACACUGGUGGCUCCGUCCGGCAACCGCCACCGGCAAUGUGCUCGAGCUGGUGGAACACAACAACCUGUGCCACCUCAGCGCACGAUAGCAAUAAGAAGAACAACAACAAUAUCAACCCUAAUAACAACAAGCUAGGGUUUCGCGGUCACAAAAAUUUAACAUAUCCAUCCAAAGGAUUCAACGGUGGUGUAGUCACUAUGGGAUCCGUAAACAACGGUGACGGAGACGAGAAAUUCACGACGGAUAACCACUGCACCUCCGCCGUCAUCGCCGCAUUGUCGCCGGAAAACCGCCGGAACGUAAAACCUCCGGUUUGUAACCGAAUUCCGGAGGAUAAGUUGCUUACAUUGCCUACGAUCUUAACAAUCGGACGCGUUGUGGCUAUUCCUGUUAUCGUCAGCACUUUUUAUAUGAAUAGUUGGCUGGGGACAACUGCUACCACGGGCAUCUUCAUUGCUGCAGCAAUUACAGAUUGGCUCGAUGGGUAUCUCGCACGAAAAAUGAACCUAGGAACUGCAUUUGGUGCAUUUUUAGAUCCAGUGGCCGAUAAGCUUAUGGUUGCUGCUACCUUGGUCUUGUUAUGUACAAAACCUCCUGAAGCUGCUAUGCUUGGACAAUGGCCGUGGCUAUUGACUGUACCAUCAAUUGCAAUAAUUGGCAGAGAGAUAACAAUGUCUGCAGUUAGAGAAUGGGCUGCUUCACAGGGCGGUAAACUUUCAGGGGCUGUUGCUGUAAAUAAUUUGGGAAAGUGGAAAACAGCCACACAAAUGACUUCCUUGACCAUUCUUCUGGCAAUUAGAGAUUCGAGUUUUACAGAGGUAGGUUUACUGGGAGCAUCUGGUGUUGCUUUACUGUAUGUGUCGGCUGGGCUAGCUGUAUGGUCAUUGGUUGUGUAUAUGAAGAAGAUAUCAAAAGUAUUGCUGGUGUAGCAAUUUUUUCGCUUUUCUCUUUUAAAAAGGACAGCUGUUUUUUUUACCGCGCCCUUCAGACACGAAGCUGCUGUUUUUUUAUAUAUUUGCUGAUACUAUAUAUAUUAUAGAUUUCUCAUUUUGUAGUCCAAAUAUAGAUUUGUUGUCCUCGUGUUUGUGGUAGGAGGAAAACAACAUUAUAUAGAGCGAAUAAUUAUUAAUUUUCUGGGACGGGAGGCUCACCGACCCUUUGAUACAAUGUAUACGUUUAUUAUUAUUUGGUACAACUUAGGGCCGUGUUGAUAGCUGGAUUUUAUGAA
Messenger RNA from Helianthus annuus (common sunflower), 1326 nucleotides. Its product is annotated as CDP-diacylglycerol--glycerol-3-phosphate 3-phosphatidyltransferase 2. Gene Ontology annotation, biological process: glycerophospholipid biosynthetic process. The transcript has 7 exons. The record is from RefSeq and is a predicted model, not a curated record. Gene Ontology annotation, cellular component: membrane; chloroplast envelope. Gene Ontology annotation, molecular function: CDP-diacylglycerol-glycerol-3-phosphate 3-phosphatidyltransferase activity. Lineage: Eukaryota; Viridiplantae; Streptophyta; Magnoliopsida; Asterales; Asteraceae. The coding region runs from base 134 to 1027 and encodes 297 amino acids.